GAAAUAUUUUAAGGCGAGGUUCAUGUGAUUGGUGUAAAGUAAUUAAUUGAGACUUUACCUAAACAAGAUUUUUCGUUUUUUGUGUAUUCUCAGCUGUUCUCGUACAAUUGACCAGCUGUCAAAUUCAUAUCUAAUACCUUUAAAUUUUAAUGAAACAAUUCUCUCUCAUAUCUUCUUGCUCUUAGCUCGUCGACACACUUUCCAAAUAUCUAUUCGGAAUUUUUUUGUAAUAUUCGAAGAAUACCCUCGCUCUAUUUCACAGCCAUGCAGUUGAGCCAAGGAACGAGAAAUUUAUCUGCAAACAUAAAUUCUCAGCUUUUCGACAAGUUAAAUUACCGUGGACACGAUUAAACAUUUUGCAAUCUCGUUAAUUAGUAUUGUCAUUAGAUCAACGUUCAUUGGCCUAAUCUGUUACCUAACGACGUUGGCUAGAAUAGAUUAAGCUUCAUAUAUAGAUUAAACGUUUCACAUGAGCUUGUUACUUUGAUGCACGAAGUGUCCAGGUGAACUGCUUGAGGGCUGUGCAAACUCUCUUCCGCGGACGAUCGUUGCUUCGGGAGCUACCAAAGUGGAAGGCAUUUUUGAUCCGUAGUUUAACAACAGGCGACUAGAAUUAAGCUCGGAGUGGUGAGAUAGCCUGGUUGGUGUAGAAGAAGCUGAUUUGGUUGACAGAGUUUAGAGAGUACAUUGAAGCGAUUCACGGACCAUUUGAAUUCAUCGAUCUUAAAAGAUUGGAUGAACUGCAUGUUGAACUGUGGAUCAUCUUCAAAGGAGACAGGAAUCCUCAGAGAAGUGCAUCACUACUACACUACAACUAAGUGAGGUCGAACUAGUGAUAUAAAUACUUCUUAUAAAAAAACUGUGCAGUAAAGUAGAUCCCGCUCUAUCUGAAGAUAUUGGAUAACAACAAAGAUCCCCUUUUGCAAAGCAGUUUGGAAGCUGCCGUUGCCGACGUUAGCUUAUCACAAUGGCUUCUCAUUCGUAUCCAACCAUGCGUUAUCGUCAUCCAUACUUGCUGGACAACCAUCCUCACGCGAUGCUGUACACGCCUUAUGGCUACACUGGCAUUCCCUUGACACCGGAACAAAAUUUUGUCAGAUUUUCAAAUCCAAGUGCAAGCCAGAGAUAUGACGCCUACGGGGACUCAGGACGUGCUGUCAUCCUUUCACCGUUCUUGCCUGCAUAUUCGCGAACAGGUCAGCCUCGAUAUCAACGACGGAUGCGGAUUCGUACGAACUUCUCGCAAUGGCAAAUCGACGAAUUGGAAAGAGCGUUUGAGACAACGCAUUAUCCUGAUGUGUUCAUGAGGGAAUCCCUCGGUUUAAGACUGGACCUGACCGAGGCCAGAGUUCAGGUGUGGUUUCAGAAUCGCCGGGCAAAAUGGCGUCGAAAGCAGAGAACUGUUGAAGAGGAGAAUGGAAACGAGACGUCUCUGGGCAGCGGGCCCGAGGAAUGUUCAGGCGGUACGGGCCAGGACGAGGACGCCCAGCCACAGGAGACCAUAGUGAGAGAGGUCGAUGAAAAUGUUAAUGUAGAAUAUGAAGUUGAGGAAGAGAACGAAAGCGAAGUGCAAAGCAGUUUGGAUGGAAACCGUGCGAUAAAGAACGAGGGAAGCUUCGAAGUAGACGCAAGUCAUCAGGGGAUGAUGGGAACGCUAGCUUCAGAAAAUCUCUCUUAUAAUGACUUCGGCAAAGAUUCUUCACCAGAGAAUUUCUCACUGGACAGAAAAGAGGAUAAACAGAAGGAUGUAAACCUGUCUCGUAAGUUCUCGUAUGAUGCCCACGCUGAAAUGCAUUCCUCGCCCAAGCAAUAUGAAGCUGUCGUGAGGGGUACGUAUCCACCCCAACCUUCAAUGGCGCACAUGAUCUACCCCACCUAUUUUGACAUUCUUUCCAACAUGAAAAGCAGCGCGCAUGCUCAAAAUAUCGUUCGGAAGCAAGACGAACUGUGUGUAGCAAAAUCGCAAACAGGCUGCUCGUGUUGUUGCAAGAAAUAUAACUCGUGAGGCGAUUGGCUGGUCUCACAACACGUGACACGGUAUGUCGUAUCAGCGAUGGUUGAGGAGAUUUCAUGUCGCAAAGAAGCAAAGCCUUUGGGAUGUUUGGUUGGAACAAAGUGCUUUUGAAACAAGCGGCCAUCUGCAAGAAAAUAACUAAGAGAUAUCAUAAUAAUAAAAGACAUCAUUAAAGAAUUGGAAAAUAUAAGAUACUUUGUAGACGAAGAAACUAGUUUUGGUGUAAUUUGCACUUGCUCCACAUGUGCGUGUGAGUCUAAGUGAACAUUUGUAAAGCAAGUUCCACGUUACCGGGACUAUCAAUCACAUCCAUAAAUUUGUAGCCUUUUGA
This is a messenger RNA of Dendronephthya gigantea, 2345 nucleotides long. Its product is annotated as hematopoietically-expressed homeobox protein Hhex-like. The coding region runs from base 968 to 2005 and encodes 345 amino acids. Gene Ontology annotation, biological process: regulation of transcription by RNA polymerase II. The record is from RefSeq and is a predicted model, not a curated record. Gene Ontology annotation, molecular function: DNA-binding transcription factor activity, RNA polymerase II-specific; RNA polymerase II transcription regulatory region sequence-specific DNA binding. Lineage: Eukaryota; Metazoa; Cnidaria; Anthozoa; Malacalcyonacea; Nephtheidae. The transcript has 3 exons.